CGUUCCCCUUUUGCUAUCUAUACGCAGGCAAACUAUUGGUUAAGUUAACAAUUGCUUUAACGUUAUAAGAAAUGUUGAGGCGUUCGUACGCCAGCAUCAUUGAACGAGCGUCAAGAAGAGGCAGCGACAUCCCAAAUGCACUACAGUAUCGCCCUCCCGCAGUGUUCCCCAAGCAGGCACACCAGCAUCGUCACUCUUCGUCCUGCUGGAAUCUGUCGAUCAGAAGAAGUGAGCACAAGUUGUGCACAUGUGUUCCGUUGACUACUCAAAGUGGACGUCAGCUGUCAACACAUCAGGAUUUUGACUUUCAGCUCAGUCGAAUGCAGAUGGACAGUAUACUUCGAGCAAAUGAGCAGAGUGUGAUUGUGCCAGAGUUUGAUGUCCGAGGGCUCAGCCUUGUGCGAAGGUUUGAGAGCAACUAUUUAGCCGCCAAUACGCCCAAUGAAGACCGCCGCAGCGCAGCCACCUGUUUGCAGGCAAAGGGCACACUCUUUGGCAUCUUCGAUGGCCAUGGUGGCUGGGCUUGCGCGCAGGCGGUCAGUGAGCGCCUUCUGUACUACAUCACCAUCGCCAUGAUGCCCAGGGGCAGUCUGGAGGAGCUGGAGACGUGCAUGGAACGCGGCAGGCCCGUCCCGCCCGUCUUGCGCUGGUAUAAGCACCACACCGACUUUAAUUACCGCGACUCGGCUUCACUCUACAUCCACCACCUCCGAGUCUUCUGGCAGGAGCUUCUGGACAGCCACGAACAUAAGGAAGGCAUGUGCCCUUCAGAUGCCAUGCAUUAUGCCUUCAAGCGUCUGGAUGCCGACAUCUCCUUAGAGGCUCAAGUUCCUCUGUCCAAUGACUUGAUGAAAAGCACUGCCAUCCAGGUUGCCUUCGCCGGGUCUACAGCCUGUGUUGCUCACGUCGGCCCGAAGGGCAUCCAUGUGGCGAACGCUGGCGACUGCAGAGCGGUGUUGGGCGUUCAGGAAGCCGACGGCACAUGGACCGCUGUGCCUCUUUCUCAGGAUCACAAUUGCCAGAAUCAGGCUGAGCUAGAGCGCAUCAGGGCCCAACACCCACCCUCAGAAAGGCAGACUGUGGUCACGGAUGACAGAAUUUUAGGGGUUUUGAUGCCCUCGCGAGCAUUUGGGGACGUGAGGUUCAAGUGGAGCCAUGAGUUGCAACGGAGCAUCCUAGCUAGCCUGGAGUCCGACGUCCACCCAGACUCGCUCAACCUCUACCACUACACGCUGCCCAACUACCUGACGCCACCGUACCUCGACGCGACUCCGGAGGUGACAUACCACAAAGUGAGGCCACAGGACCGCUUCCUGAUCCUGGCCACCGAUGGCCUGUGGGACGAGCUGAGGAGCCAGGACGCCGUGCGGCUGGUCGGCGAGCACCUGAGCGGCCUUCACCUGCAGUCUCCCAUCUCUCAGUCGGAACGUCAGCUGAAGUUGGGCCAGCUGCAUCAGCUCCUUCUCAAGCGCCAGGCCCGCGCCUCACCCGCCUCUGACGCUAACGCCGCCACGCACCUCAUCCGGCACGCCCUGGGCACCGGUGAGUACGGCGAGCUGUGCCACGAGAAGCUGGCGUCCAUGCUGGCCCUGCCGCAAGACCUGGCUCGCAUGUACCGUGACGACAUCACGGCCAUCGUGGUGUAUCUGAACACGCAAAUUGAUUGAUGGGUGGCGUGAUGUUUUCAACAGAAGGACACUUGAAUUCUAAGAGUUCGAGUUCGAUCAAAUUGUGUUAAUGUAUCUUUUGUCUUCAUUUUGGAGCGCAUCUUUCAUUUUUAGAUGAGAUGUUUUUUUGGUUAUUAUUUAAAAUAUAUAUAUAUUUUAAAAAAGACCAUUCAUUCAAUAUUUUUCUUCCUCAAGAAAAUGUAUCUAGCUCAACCAUCAACAGUGCAUUUUUUUUUAAUGAGAUAUUUAAUUUGUCAUAUACUGUGUUUAGCACAGUGCUUUGAGAUACGUAAGCCACAGAAACACAUUUAAAAAUAUUUCUGAAUAAAUCCUUUUCAAUUAAAGUUCCAUUUAUUUUACUACGAUUUUAAUUUUAUUGUUACUGUAGAUAGUAGCAGGAUUGCAAGGGUUGUGUUUCUUUGACACACUCUGUUAGGGCUGAAAAUAUUCAACAGACAAUCAAAAUCAAAGGAUAGCCUAUGUGAUUAAGUCGUUUCAUGUGGCUCGCUUGUUUACGCUUUAUUUAAAUUGCCAGAAAAGUUCGAGUUAAUGGGAUUGAGUGUACAAAUACGUUGAGACACAAUGCCAGAUCUUGAAAUGUAUGUAUGUGAUAAAGCAAAAAUAUUUUCAUAUCGAUUUAAUUCAUGCAUUUAAUAUUGAAGACCCUGGGACCAAAUGCACAACCUGCUACUGGUAUUGAUACUUUACACGCUUUAUGUUUUAGAAUGUAUCAUAUCAGGUCAAGCUCUGAUAAUGCGAAGAAGUGGCCAGAUUUCAUUUUACAAAUGGACAUUGAAUGAUUUUUUUUCUCCUGUAGCUAUAUGGGGCUUUUUUAUUUGCAGCGUGUCACAUGUUGAGAACAAUGCGCACAAUGAUAGUUUUGAUUGCCUGUUUUUCUUCCAUCGUGAAUCUCAUUUUUAUGAUGGCAAAACUGUGACUCUGUCGACAAUCCAUGUUUUACACUUGAAUGUAAAUAUUCUCUCCUCUGUGUCACUGUAUAAUUUGACUUCACAGUCAAUGAAGGGAAGAAUAAAAGAUAAAGAUGUAAA
This is a messenger RNA of Syngnathus typhle (broad-nosed pipefish), 2716 nucleotides long. It is a transcript of the gene pdp2, whose product is annotated as putative pyruvate dehydrogenase phosphatase isoenzyme 2. The transcript is spliced from 8 exons. The record is from RefSeq and is a predicted model, not a curated record. Lineage: Eukaryota; Metazoa; Chordata; Actinopteri; Syngnathiformes; Syngnathidae. Gene Ontology annotation, biological process: protein dephosphorylation. The coding region runs from base 72 to 1667 and encodes 531 amino acids. Gene Ontology annotation, molecular function: protein serine/threonine phosphatase activity; cation binding.